AACAGGCCAGGCACUCAUCAAGCUGCUACAAUGCAGACUAACCAAUCAAAUAACUGCACCUAUGCAGAACCCAUAAAUACUACUCCUACGUACUGGUUAUUAUAAGAAAACCCCAUAUGCACCUGAUAUUCUCCCUUCUUCAUAUCUGCAUUAUUGCUAGCUCAAGCUGAUCAUCUGGGCCGUCUAAGACAGUACCAAACCCUAGUACUACUUGAUCUCUCUCUGAUCUCACGUCGAGUUCGAUCAACCAACCAUGGUAUUUACCAAAGAAUUAGAAGACUUGGUUUAUGGCAUCAAGCUUUCCUCGGUCGGGCCGGGAAGAGUGACCGGUUCGGACGUGGUUCAUGACCUGAGUGGGAUGGACAUAGCCAUGAAGUUGCACUAUGUCAAAGUGGUGUACUUCUUUAGCAGCCAGGCAGCCCAGGGUUUAAAUCUGACGCGCUUUAAAGAAGCCACAUUCGAUUGCUUCUGUGACUUCUACUACACAUGUGGUCGACUCCGGCGAUCGGAGUCUGGGAGGCCGUACAUAAAAUGCAAUGACUGUGGCGCUAGAUACAUCGAAGCAUGCUGUGACAUGACCAUUGAUGAAUGUCUACAGAUGAAGGAUUUCUACUCUGAUCUGCAGAAGUUGCUUGUGUCCCAACAAGUCAUUGGGCCUGAACUAACAUUCUCUCCCCCAGUUCUCAUACAGGUUACCCGUUUCAAAUGUGGAGGGUUAUCAGUCGGCCUGAGCUGGGCCCAUAUCCUCGGAGAUGCAUUCACAGCUGCAAAUUUCAUGAACAGAUGUGGCCAAGCCAUGGCCAGACUUGGCUCUAACACGCCAGCCAACUUGCAGUACAAAUCAAACACACAGCACGAGAGAUCCAAAAACCCUCUGCCACUUCACGAUGAACCACUUUCCCUUAAAUGGGUCGACCCGGUCGGAGACCACUGGAUAGUUUCCAAUAACUGCAGAAUGGACACAUUUUCAUUCCAUAUAACUGCAAGCCAGUUAGCUACCUUGCACUCAGAAAUCUCCGGCCGAAACCGAAGUGACCAAGUUCCAAUCUUUGAAUCUAUUUGUGCCAUUAUAUGGAAAUGCAUAGCCAAGGUUAAAUUAGGCGAAGAGACUGCUCAAGCCAGAACAGUGACAAUCUGCAAAAAAGAUCCAAGAAAACCGUCCAAAGGGGUUGUUACUAACACCCAGAUUAUAAGCGCAGUUACCUUAGACUUGUCUGUAAUGGAGACGGACCCACAAAGAUUGGUAACGUUGCUGGUUAAUGAAGCUGUGGAUGAAAGAAUGAAGAUGGAAGAAGUGGUGGAGAGGGAUGAUGGGGUUUCAGAUUUCAUUAUGUAUGGAGCAAACUUAACGUUUGUAGACUUGGAAGAGGCUGAUUUGUAUGGGUUCGAGUUGAAUGGAUAUAAACCAGAUCUUGUGUAUUGUACUGUCCAUGGCGUUGGAGACGAAGGAGCAGUCUUUGUGCUCCCGGCAGGGCCAAAAGGGUCUGGCCAGGCCAAUGGUGACGGAGGAAGGAUGGUGACGAUAAUUUUUCCAGAAAGUCUAGUGCCGGAGCUGAAAGCAGAGCUGGCUAAAAAGGGUCUAGGACAAGGAGACCAUGACCUGACCUGAGGGUACUGUUCUCAAUGUCCCGGCGAACAUGUUAAGGGAAACCGUGGAAAAUGUUACUUUGCCUGCUAGGUUUGCUCUGGAUUUGAGCGCCGUUGUAUUUUAUUUUAUUUUAUUUUAUUAGUUUUUUUAAUAUUUAAAAAUUUAGUAAAAUAAAUUUGUAUUUAAAAAAAAUAUAUAUAUAUAUAUUUAUAAAAAAGACAAAAUGUCUAGCGGUCACGCCGACA
Messenger RNA from Carya illinoinensis, 1833 nucleotides. Its product is annotated as protein ECERIFERUM 26-like. Bases 254 to 1609 code for a protein of 451 amino acids. NCBI's taxonomy places the organism in Eukaryota, Viridiplantae, Streptophyta, Magnoliopsida, Fagales, Juglandaceae. Gene Ontology annotation, molecular function: acyltransferase activity, transferring groups other than amino-acyl groups. The transcript is spliced from 2 exons. The record is from RefSeq and is a predicted model, not a curated record.